Molecule: messenger RNA, 5599 nt
Organism: Odontomachus brunneus
Lineage: Eukaryota; Metazoa; Arthropoda; Insecta; Hymenoptera; Formicidae
Product: proton-coupled amino acid transporter-like protein pathetic
Exons: 5
Coding region: 847-2346 (499 amino acids)
Biological process (GO): amino acid transmembrane transport
Cellular component (GO): vacuolar membrane
Molecular function (GO): amino acid transmembrane transporter activity
Source: RefSeq, a predicted model, not a curated record
ACAGCGUCGCGCACCGUCAUUCUCGUGCGAGUCUCUACGGUGCUCGCGAUCCUACGCGCCAGGUUACUCAGGCUCGAGAACGAAUUCCUGCACACACAUCAUUGGAAAGUUUCGAGUUCCUCUUCUUCUUCCCGCCGAUCUGUCUUCGAAUUCUAUCAAUAACAUCUCCCACCAUCUCCGGUCAUCCCCAUCGUUGCGUUUCUCAUUGAUAGGAAACCUCUGUCAAGCGCCCUUCGAGAUCCUCAAAGGUGACCUCCACCGUCGAUCCCCUCGGCUCUCCCUCACCGAUUAUCUUUUCUCCCUUCCCCCUCUCCUACCUGCCCGUCGACCAACUGCCCCCACCCUCCUGGUCGACUGCCCCUUCUCCACUGUGGGGAGAGACUUCCACACCACAGUGUAUACCUUGCGGCACUCUCGGAGGGAAGUUGAUGCUAAGAGAGAGAGAUCAGUGUGACACCACGCUCGUCGGAGGGACGAGCCCUUACAUGAAUUACAAGUUUGUGCGCACGAGGCUUGCACAAUAUUUUCCGCACAGUAUUCGGUGCACAUAUAUUGAGUGUGAAAGCGCGUCGAUACAAUUAUCCUUCCACGCGUGAACACAUUCACGCGCGUACACAAACACAUCGGGCGUUGGAUAUUUCCCGUUGGGAGCCGGCUUGAUAGUGAAACCACGGAGUACGCCUCUUCAUCUCGCCCUCGACGUCGGACGGAACAGGAGGAAUCGUAUAUACAUAAGUAUAUACAGCUAUAUACAUAUAUUUAUAUACGUCUGUUUGCAUCCUUCGAAUUAGAGGCCUUCAACCGACCAACGCAUUGACUGCAACCGACAAUCGCCAGUUCAUCGAGAUGUCGCAUAACACGAAGGUUCUCACAGCGGCGGUGCACGGCGGCAAAAAUCAGAGAACGCCAAUGCGCCCGAUGAUAGCGGAAUACGAGCCAAAGAAGCACGGCGUGAAAACUGAACUCUCAGACGUGGUGCUUGUCAAAUACAAGUGCGAGAAAAAUGACGUGCCCAUUACGGUCACGAACGGAUCGACCUUGCCGCUUGUGGAACGACAGAUCGACGAGGAGGCCGCCCUUUACGACCCGUUCGAGCACCGCAAGCUUGCCCAUCCCACGUCGGACCUCGACACGCUCAUACAUCUGCUCAAGGGUAGCCUGGGCACUGGCAUACUCGCGAUGCCGAUGGCCUUCCGCAAUGCCGGCCUCGCCUUCGGACUCUUCGCCACUUUUUUCAUCGGCGCAGUCUGCACCUACUGCGUCCACAUACUCGUCAAGUCCGCCCACCGUCUGUGCAGGCGGACGCAGACGCCCAGUCUCGGCUUCGCCGAUGUGGCCGAAGCAGCCUUCUUGGACGGGCCUGAACCCGUUCAGAAAUACGCCAGACUCGCUAAGGCGACGAUCAACACGUUCCUGGUGAUCGACUUGGUAGGCUGCUGCUGCGUAUACAUCGUCUUCAUCUCGACCAACCUCAAGGAGGUUGUGGACUAUUACACGGCAACGGACAAGGAUUUGCGGAUCUACAUGGCCGCGUUGCUGCCGUUUCUCAUCACCUUCUCCCUAGUGAGGAAUCUCAAAUUCCUCGCGCCCUUCUCGAUGGUGGCGAACGUGUUGAUUGCCACCGGCAUGGGGAUCACUUUCUACUACAUCUUCAGCGAUCUACCCAGUAUCGACAAUGUGCCAAAUUUCUCAAGCUGGUCGCAGCUACCUCUCUUCUUCGGCACUGCCAUCUUCGCGCUCGAGGGCAUCGGUGUUGUUAUGCCGUUGGAGAAUAACAUGAAGACGCCGUCGCACUUUAUCGGCUGCCCGGGUGUCCUCAACACUGGUAUGUUCUUCGUCGUAUUGCUGUACAGCACCGUCGGUUUCUUCGGUUACUGGAAGUAUGGUGACACCACGAAGGCCUCCAUCACGCUCAAUCCGCCGCAGGACGAGGUGCUCGCACAAUCCGCCAAAGUUAUGAUCGCCGUGGCGAUAUUCCUCACCUACGGGCUCCAGUUCUACGUGCCGAUGGAGAUCAUUUGGAAAAACGCCAAGCAGUACUUCGGCUCGCGACGAUUGUUCGGCGAGUAUCUGCUGCGUAUCUUCUUGGUGAUCUUCACAGUUUGCGUGGCGAUCGCCAUCCCGAAUCUGGGUCCGUUCAUCUCCCUCGUAGGCGCGGUGUGCCUAUCCACGCUCGGCCUCAUGUUCCCGUCGGUGAUCGAGCUGGUGACCGUGUGGGAGCUGGAGAACGGCCUUGGCAAGUGGAACUGGCGGCUGUGGAAGAAUCUCGCCAUCAUCUCUUUCGGCGUGUUAGGCUUCCUCACUGGCACAUACGUGAGCAUUCAGGAGAUCCUGGAGGGCAAAUGAGGCGCUGGGUCCGGCGCGAGGAACGGCGGCCCACGGCGGCCGUUCGCGAAUACCGCACGUCAUCCGGACGCGAGUAUCACCAUCAGCCUCGCUACUCGUCACCGCGAGUGACACAUUACGGAUGACGGCGCGCUCGACGCUCUACAGGGCGAAACAAUCGGUCGUCGCGACGUUCACGACGCGAUGACGGCGAUGACGGCGGGGACGAUACGACGCGAUGUCGACGAACGCUCCCCCUGCUUGGCUCCGGGAAUGGUUGCCCUCCUGUGUGACUCCCGGUUCCCGUAUAUCCUUCCUAUCGAUAGCACGAUGACAACACUAUUACGACGACGACGGAGACGACGAAGGCAGAGCUUUCGCGUGAUCGAGCUUUUAUCUACGCUUCACUUUCUUAACAGUAGACAGAUUGUUAAUUAGUACGCGCAUUGUAUACGGCUGACGAGACGCGAACGUAUCACCCGAAUAUAUUAUGCUUCUACUUUCGGCUAUUAAUUUUAGCUAUUAAUUCGUGCGCACGAUAUCAUUAAUUAUUUGUCAUGAGCGAAUGAAAUCGUCAAUUAGCCGGAUAAUUAUUCAACAGCAAAAUCUUAUCAAUAACAUGAAUCGUUGCAUUGCAAGUAAUAUCGCACAAAUCAAGAUUGGAAAGCAGUCACACGAGAUUUCGGAAUAAUUUUUCAAUAAUUCUUCAUGUUACAUUGUGAGUCAACAUUAAACACUCGAAUAUUUCUUUCGUGGAAAGAGAAGAUACGUUUUGUUUAUCGAAAAAAAGAAACAUCAAAAUCUCAAUUUGAUCAUAAAAGAUUUCCAUAUACGCGCGAAUACUUCUCGCACGAGAAACUAAUGUCUCUUUAUAUAUAAAAAUUUGCUUUUUUGAAACGCAGGAGCUCUCGACCAAUUUAAUUGGCGAGAAUUCAUAUUUCAUUCCGUAAUAAUAUGCGCAAGGUGGCGGAGUUAGCAUUCGUAAACUGCGAGUUUCUGCCGCGCGAUGUUGGUCCACAGGCUAAAGUUUCACGUUGAAUAUUAAUGACAGCUCAAAUAUUCUUUUUUCUCCCCUUUUUCUUUCCGUUUUAUCUAUUCGUGUCGCGUCGGCCGUACGCGCGCCGCUUCUUUGCGGACUCCACAACUGCGGGACGGUUUUUUUAGAAUAGCGUAUGCGACAUUUCCUGGUCGUACGUGAACUUCGCAUACCUACAUAUACAUAUGUAUACAUACCGUGUACAUAAGAUACACGAAACAUCGCGUUUUGUUGACGAGAAACGAGAACCAUACGCCUCGGCUAUUGGGCUCGCUCGUUCGAAUUGUCACGAUAAGAGGACGAUCUGUAAGAUACCGCGUUUCGCCGGGAGAGCGCCGAUCGUACGUGACAUCGUCUUCCUUUUACAAUCAAGUUGCCGCAUUGCUAUCUGUGCCUUGGCAGCAGCUACUUCGAAACAGAUUUAUCGAAUUGCAACAACAAGGCAUUGCUGAAAGUCGCACAGUCUUAGGCAGAGCUGACCAACAUGCCGAAAUUUCAAAUCGAUUUUCUGGAAAAUCCGCUUCUUUCGCGUGGAAUCAAUAGAUUUGUAUCUAAAUUGACAUUCAUUCGACAACAGAUUUGGCUCAGCUGACGCGAAGGAACGCACGAUCACGUAACGAUCGACUGACCGUAAUGUCCUCAGAUGUGACGAUCGAUCGGCACACUUCCAGCGAAAACUAUUGAUCUGUUCCUAGUGCAUGACGCACGAAAUCGUACAAAGAUGAUUAAUUCAGUAAGAGUAGUAAGCAGAAGGGUGCGUAGGUGUAGUAAUGUCGUGAUGCACGCUUGCUAGUCUGUAAGUAAAAUCGCGAUACACUGUUUCGCGCGUUGCUCCGUCAGCGCGCGAUAUAAACGACGUCAAUUGGUCCCGUUAUCGAAAACGGAGGAUGUCCGUUUUGACCCUUAGCGUUAACCAAAGGGGAAGUAGAGUCGGAAGUAGAAGACGGAUAUUCGAACGUUCGCUGUAACAUCUCUGUUAUUGGCUAAGAGUGAGAAAAGCAACGAGAUAUUUGCCAGAUUUUCUUUCUUUCUUUUUUUCCAAUUGAAUGUCACACAAACAGGGAAUUACGAACGAAGAUCAAAUCCUCUUGUCAACAAGAAAUUCAGCAAGUUGUUGACUGUUUUGCUAAUUGAUAACCUGUGCCUUUCGCGUGUUCGAUAAUUAGCAAUAAUCUCGAAUUUACACGUCUUCGUAGGAUACGCAAACGAGAAGACUGCAACAACAAACUUUUCUACGAAUUUUGACUAUUAAAAUUUGACCACACGUCACUUUUUGUGUGUGUCUACCGUCUCGGCGACGUCAAGAUAUGGAUCAAGAUAUAUUCGUUUUGAAGGCAGUAUUAAAAUAAGGCUCGCAAAGCCUGUUUCGAGAGAUCUGUUCCGCGUCACAUUGCAGUUCUUAACUCUUUAUAGCAUUUACAGCGAUUUAUCGUGCGCGACACUUUUUCGCAUUGAUAUUCGGAAAUAUUCACCGAAUUACGAUCUGACAGAUAACUAAGCGACGAAUUUAAAUUCGUUAAAUGUAAAUGAAAACGUCACAUCUCUCUCUAUAAAGAGUUCACGCGGCUACGAGCUGCUGCGACAUCCAUUUCGAAAGUCAACCUACAUCGUUCAAACGAGUUUCAUUUCUUCUCUUGGAAGAACACGUUUCGUAAGAAUGUACAUAUAUUCGACAAGAAUUGCUAUACUACAAAAUAUACAUGAUUUAUAUUGUUUCGAACGUGCCAUCGAUUUUUCGACGGCAGACUCAUAGCAUUUUCGCAGCUUUCAUAGAAAACCAUCGUUCUCGCCUAAGAAAAAUACCGGGACGCUAAUCGUCAGGUCCUAUUUUAGAAGCUUUCAUCAAGUGGGAUAAAUAGGUUGGACGCACAGUACGUAAGCCGUAUCGCUGUACGAUUUUUGUAGUACGCUCGUUUGAUAAUUUAGGGUUUUAUACGAGAGAAAGUAGAAAAAAAAACAAAACUUGUUUAUUCUCUCGUCGAGAGUUGACGAGAGUUAUCGACCGAUGCACGGCGAUUAUUGCCGUUCUUCCGUUUUUAUAAAAAGAAUGAAUAAUACAUACAUAUAUGUAUGUAUAUGUACAUCUGUUUGAGUGUGUACCUCCUUUAUAAUCCUAUAUACACGCACAUACACAGAUAUACGUAUAUAUAUGGAAUCUUUCUCUAUCUAAUGAUGUAAGUUUACCACAUGUAGAAACGCUUGUUAAAUAAACCGAUGGGAAGUGUAGGAUGUUUAAAA